This is a messenger RNA of Cimex lectularius (bed bug), 4812 nucleotides long. Its product is annotated as nuclear receptor coactivator 2-like. Gene Ontology annotation, molecular function: protein dimerization activity; nuclear receptor binding. Lineage: Eukaryota; Metazoa; Arthropoda; Insecta; Hemiptera; Cimicidae. Gene Ontology annotation, cellular component: nucleus. The record is from RefSeq and is a predicted model, not a curated record. Gene Ontology annotation, biological process: positive regulation of transcription by RNA polymerase II; cellular response to hormone stimulus. The transcript has 19 exons. The coding region runs from base 288 to 4598 and encodes 1436 amino acids.
ACGAAGCGGGACCUGACAUAGUGACCCCUUUAACUCUUCAGUGGAGCCCAAGUCGCUUUGCCGGUUUAACGUAAGGCCGUGUCGAUCGGCGAAGGUCCAAAAAGGUGAACCAUUGUUGUGUAGUGUCGAUCAGUGAUUCGUCAGGAUUGUUUUGGGUUUUUUUUUCCUUUCGUCCAACCUAGUUCGAAAACGAAGAAGGGUUUCACGAUCAUCGCUGUGUAGUUCUUUUCGACUCCAGUACACUGGAAAAGUGCAACAGCCCAUGUCAACAAGCACCUUCUGAGUGGAUGUGCGAGUGGUCAGUGCCUGAUUGGGGCGGGGCGGCCAUCCCCAGCCCGCCUCCGGACAACCUCUAUUCACCACCUCAGACGGUGGUCCGAUGUGAGGUGCAGUCCGACCCCCUGUGGGCUAAGAUGAGCACGGCAGGAGUCAACAGCAAAAAACGAAAGAAACCUGAAACCAAGCCACAGUCUCAGCUUAAUAAGUGCCUUAAUGAGAAGCGGAGGCGAGAGCUCGAGAACGUGUUCAUUGAAGAGCUGGCCGAGCUCAUAUCGGCUAGUUUUGCUGAUAUGAGCUCACUUUCCGUCAAGCCUGACAAGUGCGCCAUUCUUCAGGAAACCGUCAACCAGAUACGGCAUAUAAAAGAACAGCAAGCAUCUGCGACCAUCGACGCAGUACAGCAAGGGGAGGUUUCUUCCUCGAAGCCGACUAUUUUAGCCAACGAGGUCUUCGGCCCUCUUCUACUCGAGGCUCUAGAAGGUUUCUUAUUCGUAGUCAAUUCAGAAGGCAAAGUGGAGUUCGUUACAGAAAACGUGUCCCAGUUUAUAAAAUACAGCAAAGAGGAGGUCCUAGGGAAAAGCGUGUACAACAUACUCCACCACGGCGACCACACGAGAUUUUCAUCUUGCCUCCUUCCCCCAGCGUGGGGGAGCCUGGAAGGGUCGACCGCCCAGGCCGGAGGGGCACCACCCCCCAGAAAUAGGACUUUCAAUUGCAGGUUCCUUGUAAAGCCCCCUGACGACAACGACCAAACUAUGGAAGAAAAGCAGCAGCGAGUGUGCAAAUAUGAGAACAUGCAGAUCUCUUCAACACAAUUACCACAAAGUGUAGGCGGAGCGAGUAGCGAUAAUAAUGACGAGAGCGGAGACAUGAGUCACUGCUUAAUGUGUGUAGCCAGGAGGAUACCACUCAAUGAAAAACACCUAAGUACACCUAUUGAACAAUUCAGUAUGAAGCUAGACACCUCAGGGAAAAUAAUUGCCGUUGACACUACUGGGAUAUCUACCUCAUAUACACAUUUCUUAAAUAAAGAUUUGCUUAAUAGAAACCUUGAAGAGUUAUGUCAUACAAGUGACCUGGCAAAACUCUCAGCACAUCUUAAAGAAGCCCUUACCGUUGGGCAAAGCACAUCCCCCAUUUACCGGCUAAGAGUGGCGUCUCAAUCGACCAUGCAGGAAAAGUAUGUCCAUGUCCAUACCAAGUCAAAGUUGUUUAAGUCGUCCAAUUCGCAUGAAAUGGACUUCAUAAUGGCCACUCAUUCCAUCAUUGGAGAAAAUGAGUUGCCGUUGCCCAGCUUGGAAAGCUGUUCUUCCCCGGUGGGGAUUGGGGGAAACAGUCAGAGUUCAACGAGUUCUGUAGGAGCGACGCUUGUUGCGAACGUGAAUGGGUCGAACACACGUGGUAGUGUGAGCUCGUCUGAAGUCGCUAACACGAUAACCCUCAGCAACUCGACUGCUUUCCAAACUGUCACUCUAAAUUCGACUGACCUGGAUUUUACAAGUUUUGACAUGUUCCCAAGCUCGACGUGGGAGCUUGGAGAAGAGCGAAUGUGGGAAAGACCAGAGUCGCGAGCAUCCCUCACGCCUACCCAAAGCCCUUUGGCCCCUGCACCAACUACCCCUUUCACUUCAACAAACUUCCCGUUCUCACCUCCUCUUGGAGAAGACAAAGAGUCGGAUGAUAUGGCCUCUUCGGAUUCAGGUCGGUUGAGGAAUCUAUUGAUGACGAAAAGGACUAGCACAGACUCUGAACCAGAUGGAGGCACUUCAAACAGGAAUCGAAAUCGAAUACUUAAAGGUCUUCUUAACCAAGAGGAGGACGAGCAUGCAUCUGCUGAACAACCUAAACAGCCCAACAACAUGUUACUGAAGCUAUUAAAUGAAAAAAGCGAUGAUGACGAUGUUGAAGCAAGAGCAGGUCUUAAAAAACAGAAUGAGCUUCUGCAGCAACUAUUAAAAGAAGAAGAGCGCAACCAAGAGUCUGGAACUAGUAGUGAAGAGCCUCUUCUGAAGAACUUUGUUUUUCGUUCAACGUCUUCCCCAGCUGAAAGUAUUGGAAAAGGUAGGAAGAGGCCAAGUUCUGAAGAUGCGCCUAACAUGAAUCAAGACGAAACCACAAGAGGACCCAAAAGGCCUACUUCUGUGUUAGAUGCACUUCCACCAGCUACCCCUGUUUCUUCCCCUGGGAACUCUAAACUCUGGGAGAAAAAUAAGAUGCUAGCCACUCUCCUUGCCAAGAGGCCUUCUACUCCAACCACAAUACCUCCUAUUCCUGCUAGUGUAAUAUCAGCUACGCCUCAGGACAAAAUGCCAAGGAUCAAACAAACAAACCCACAACAAGGUGGUUGGCAUGGCGGUUCGAUUCAGCAGAAUACGAAUCCCGUACCUUCUCCUGGUCAAGUAAACCAACAGCAACAGGUGGUCCAAAGACAGGCUGGUGAGCUUAGUUCACGAUCACAGCAGGCCAUGUACAACCAGCAGCAGACCUGGGACGAUCAGUCAUCAUCAGACCCUAUUUUAUCCAAGAUUCUUGACCAAGUCAUUGAAUUUGUCCCUGACCCCUCUGAUCUCAUGAAUAUGAUCAAUUCAAUGGAGGCUCAGACAAGUGGACAAAGCGGAGGGCCCCCUUUUGCCGAUCAAGACCUUAUAAAUGAGAAAAUGGCAAUACACGCCAUACAAAAAUCAUUAAUGUUGGAUUGUGAAUCUGUAAACAACAAUCCUGUUUACAAUUCAAACCAGCCCAUUACAACUAAUCAACAAACUAACCAACAGCAGCAGCAGCAACAGUUUCCUCCACCUCCUGUUUACCAUCAAAGGCAAAGGUUACCACUUCAAGCUCAGUUGCGGCAAGCCCAAUAUACAACUAUUACCAAUCCGCAACAUCAUUUGAUGCAACAGCAAUUACAACAACGGAGUAAAAUCCUACAGCAACAACAACAGCAGAAACAACGAUUGCUGCAACAACAGCAACAGCAACAAUUGCUUAUACCUUCCAAUGCUGCUGCCAGUUCAGCAGACCCGGGAAUUCACAAUAUCGACUCCCUCAUGACCGUGGCUCCCAACGUUUCCUUACAAAGAUCCGGAAGCGUUCCGGAUUCACAGCAUUCGCCAGUUAACAGUUAUAGUUCUGGUGGCAACAAUCCGAACAUGAUCAGGUCUGGAUCUCAAAUAUCGCCUGGCAAAAGGCAGCCGUACUCUCCACAGCCGUUUUCUCCAGUCAAUGGUGGGAUGAAUAGUUUCCAAAAUGCUGGCAGUGGAGGUAGUGGAAGUGGUGGAGGCAGCAACCAGCCGGCCACAGCCAAUCCAACAGGUCAAGGCCAACAAGCAAGGCUCAGUCCAACAUCCCUACAAAAUUUCCAGCAAGCCCAGCUUUCACCUAGGCUUUCUCAGGCACAACAGGGCUUUGGUAGUCAAACACAAAGUACAACUUGGUCACAGCAGCAGGCCAAUAGGCUGUCUCUUCAGCAGCAGCAAAAUCCUAUGCUCAAUGCUCAAUUAACGGGUAGUAACUACAGUUCUGGAGGUGUAAGAACUGGUUUCACACCUUCAACACCACCUGGAAGUGGGGGUGGUGGCACCGGCGGUGUAGCGACCGUGACCCAAGGUGGUGUGAACCGAGGAGGCCUCCCACCAGUGAGGUCACUCACAAGUCCAGGAUCCAGACAAAGCCCCUUUCCUCCUGAACUUUCGCCCACGACAGCAGCGAGUUACCACAGAUUGCAGAGAAGUAUGUCUGGACCACACCCUGCACCGCCACCACCACAAAUACCUCAAGCAACAACCCAUCUUCCAGGAGGCGGUCGUUGCAUCCGUCCCAGUUACAUUGGGAAGGACCUGCAGGAGCUUCAACCAUACCAUCACCAACCACAACAACAACAACAACACCACCACCCCCACCAUACACUCAUUUAUCCUGACCAGCAGUACACUGGCCAGUACCCGGGUGUUGAAGGGUACAGCCUUAGGCCCCACCCUAGCGGUGGGAACAACGGUAUGACGGAGUAUGUUAGGCAGGAACUGAGGGCGAUGGUCGGUGCAAGGACCGGGGUGACAGGGAGUGGAGUGAGACAGUCAGGCGGUGGUCAGCAAGUCACGAUGUCACCCCAUCAUCAGGUCACCGGCCUCGAGAACCUUGGGAUAUCUUUUGACAUCCAACCACAAGUUGGUGUUUCUGAAAGUCCUAAAAUGUGGAGUGGCAUGUCAGAUAUGGGAGGAGCUAGUCCUCAAUCUGCUUCGCUGGCUUCAAGGAGCGGGCUUGAAGAAGUCAAUAGACCCAAUGACCAAAAAUCCUCCCUCCUACAGAAAUUACUUUCUGAGUAGCCUCGUGUACCUGUUCAUAAAUAGACUUUAUUUUACAUUUCUUCAAAGUGCAUUAUUAAUUGUUAUUAGUAAUAAAUCUUUAUAUUUUAUUUUGUGGAUAAACACUCUUGAAGUUGUAAAGUUGCAUCUUAACAGAAAUCUUAGUUAUUUUUCAAUUUGAAAACUUGAAAUGGACAAUUUUAUCAAUAGAUUUCUUGUUUAUGGAAGUUUAUAU